Racocetra persica is the source of this 359-nucleotide messenger RNA. Lineage: Eukaryota; Fungi; Glomeromycota; Glomeromycetes; Diversisporales; Gigasporaceae. The record is from the annotation of a GenBank genome assembly.
GUGGAGUUCUUGGCUCUAUCGUUCCACUUGCUCUUAUUUGGAAUUCAACGACAGGAUCUGUUAAUGAUGGAACUUAUAUUGGCUUCAUGGUUCUUAUGGCAUUUGGUUCUUUGUUAGCUAUGACUUUACUUCCACCUAAUAAGGUUAUUCAUUGGAGAAUGAUUGCACUUUUUCCUAUGUUUAUUGCCAGUAAUUGGUUUUACGCAUACAGAAGAACUCGUGGAAUUAUAGGAAUCACCAUUCUAACAGUUAUAUUAAUGGGUACUUGGAUUGGUGAUCUCCUUUUCCAAUUAUCUUAUAAGCGUGAAGAUGAUCUUGCUCAUAUGGAUCUAUACGAUUCUGAUAUGCUAAAUUCAUAA